This is a messenger RNA of Notolabrus celidotus (New Zealand spotty), 9296 nucleotides long. It is a transcript of the gene akap6, whose product is annotated as A kinase (PRKA) anchor protein 6. NCBI's taxonomy places the organism in Eukaryota, Metazoa, Chordata, Actinopteri, Labriformes, Labridae. The transcript is spliced from 15 exons. The record is from RefSeq and is a predicted model, not a curated record. Bases 1 to 6063 code for a protein of 2020 amino acids.
AUGCGGCGCCCUGAAGAACCAAAAACUAAAGAGAGGCAGACGGAGAAGCAGUCCUGUGAGCUGUCUGUGUGUUCGGCGGCUCUGCGGCACGCCGGCCUAUCUGCGAGCAUCCGCAACCUGGGUGUCAUUCUUGACUCCACCCUCUCCUUCCAGUCACGCAUCAAAUCAGUCACAAAGUCUGCCUUCUACCACCUGAAGAACAUCUCCUGUCUGCGUCCAUCUCGCUCCGAUACAUGCUUCGUGCAGCAGUUGGACGGGUUCAUCUCGUGGCUGCAGGAGGCGCUGGACAGCACCGAAAACUGGACGCAGCCCAGACAGGAGCUGGACAGCCUGAGGGUGUACCUGGACACACACCUGAGUUUCAAGCUGAACGUGGACGGUCACGGUGCUCUGAAGGAGAGCGUCAUGGAGGAAGGCAGAGCUCUCCUCUCCGCCAUCCCCUCCCACCAAUCAGGUCUGAAGGAAAUCCUCCAUAUGGUCUCCAGCCAAUGGGAUCAGCUCCAGCGGCAGAUCCGGCGCCAACAUGGCUGGAUGCUCCGUGCCCUCCGCUGCAUCCAGGCCCGCCUCCUCUAUUCUAGCCAAUCAUACGAGGCCUUCCACCCCAUGGGAGACCCGGCGGCCAAUCGGCAGGCCCCGUGCCCGGCUGACGCCCUCCAGGCUGAGCUGAUCUCCAGUCAGUGUGAAGCCCAGCGAGCAGCUCUGGAGCAGAUGGCGAUCAAAUUGAGCACCUUGCAGUACCCCUCACCGGCCAGCAGGAGGCACUACAACCAGCUGGCCCGGAACAACAGUCUGCAGGAGUUUGAGGCUGAGUACCAGGAGCUCUGGGAUUGGCUGAUGGACAUGGACGCCAUGGUCACGGACAGUCACCAGCUGAUGAUGUCAGAGGAGCAGAGGCAUCACCUCUUCAAGGAGAGUCAGGAGAGUCAACAUCGUCAGGAGAGUCAACAUCGUCAGGAGAGUCAACAUCGUCAGGAGAGUCAGGAGAGUCAGGAGAGUCAGGAGAGUCAGGAGGGUCAGGAGGGUCAGGAGAGUCAGGAGAGUCAGGAGAGUCAGGAGAGUCAGGAGAGUCAGGAGAGUCAGGAGAGUCAGGAGGGUCAGGAGAGUCAGGAGAGUCAGGAGAGUCAGGAGGGUCAGGAGAGUCAGGAGAGUCAGGAGAGUCAGGAGGGUCAGGAGAGUCAGGAGAGUCAGGAGAGUCAGGAGAGUCAGGAGAGUCAGGAGAGUCAGGAGGGUCAGGAGAGUCAGGAGAGUCAGGAGAGUCAGGAGAGUCAGGAGAGUCAACAUCGUCAGGAGAGUCAGGAGAGUCAGGAGAGUCAGGAGAGUCAGGAGGGUCAGGAGAGUCAGGAGAGUCAGGAGAGUCAGGAGAGUCAGGAGAGUCAGGAGAGUCAGGAGGGUCAGGAGAGUCAGGAGAGUCAGGAGAGUCAGGAGAGUCAGGAGAGUCAACAUCGUCAGGAGAGUCAGGAGAGUCAGGAGAGUCAGGAGAGUCAGGAGGGUCAGGAGAGUCAGGAGAGUCAGGAGAGUCAGGAGAGUCAGGAGAGUCAGGAGGGUCAGGAGGGUCAGGAGAGUCAGGAGAGUCAGGAGAGUCAUUCGCUGUCUUCAGAGGUGAGAGCCCGACGCAGAGGUGUCGCCUCUGUUCUCAAACUCUGCCAGAAGCUGCUGCAGCAAAGCCAGUCGGGCCCCAUGGCGGAGGUGGGCCCAGAGGCGGAGCAGCACCGCGAGGCCCUGCAGCUGCUGUCGAUCAACCUGGAGAGGAGGUGGGAGGCGAUCGUGAUGCAGGCGCUGCAGUGGCAGAACCGACUGAAGAGAGAGCUGGGAGAGCAGCAGGUUACUGGGAACUUUCUGGAGCCAGGUCUCGUCGAUCUCCACCAAAUCAGCCCGGUCCCAGCGGGUCCAGCUGCACCGGCUCCAGAUGACUCCUGGGAAUGGGACGAGACGGAUAUGACAAUCACGGAACCGGAGCCGCAGGAAGUAUCAGAACCGGACAUCAUGCAAGACCUCCCGACGGAUCUGAGUCUGCCUUCCAACAGCAGCAGCACGUCCAGCAGGAAUCAGGGUCCUGAGAUGACAUCCAGCACCAGGAGUGGAUUCACAUCGGAGGUUCAGCCCAAUGUGACGUCCCGGACUCCUCUCCCGAACAACAACCAGGUCUACCAGGUCUACAGCCUCCAUAACGUGGAGCUAUACACCCAGCCUCUGUUCCCUCACAGCUCCUCCUCACUUUACAAAACCAAAUCAGGGAAACAGAAACAGCACCUCCUGCUGAAGAGUCUCAGCAAGGACUCGUCCUUCUCCUCCAUCGAAUCCCUCCCAGACCUCCUGGGGGGUUUGAUGUCGGACACUCGAGGAGGAGGAGAUAGGACCGAGAGGGAUGGAGGAAGAGGAAGCGGUCAAUCGGUGAGCAGUCGGAGGUCAGAGAGCGAGAGCGGGAUUGUGAGCGACACGGGAGACGUUGAGACGACGUCGACGAACUCCGAAGCCCAAGGAGGGGAGGAGGAUCAGGAAGACGAGGAGGAAGAGAAGGAGAAGAGAGGAAGUGAUAGUGUUCCCUGGUACAACCAAAGAAACAAAGCAAGGUGCAGUAUGAAGGAGAAAGAGAGGAAGAAGGAUGAGAGCAGAAGGAACAGAGAGGAUGAGAAGAGGAGGAGGCCGAAGAGGGGCGGAGGGGAGGCAGUGGAGAUCCUAAUCAAUGGGCGUGUGAUCCUGACCCCUGCUGACUCAGACUCUGAUUUCGAAGGAGGAGGACCCUCGAAGACCUUUCAGUCCCACAGUCAAAUCACAGACUUCAGCUUCGACAAGUUGAACCGUUUGGAGUCUCCGCCGGCUCUCAGCCACCGGGCGUCCAGUCCGGUUUUAUCUCAGGGCUCGUCUCUGGAGUCCCUCCUCGCCCUGGGUGUGGAGUUGUUCCCCUCCAAAGACCCGCUGCAGCGUAGCGCGUCCCUCGAGAGCUGCCUGGCGCCGUGUCGAAGCAGCGAAGGGGAGUCCGGCGGCAGCAUGGCGAGCCUCGUGGAGCCGGAUGUGGAGCCGAGAAGACAUGAGGAGGAAGUGGAUCCAAAGAAGGAGGGAUCCAGUGAAAGUGUGCGAGGAGGACCGUCCUCUGGGGAGCUGAGCCGGAGGACUCUGGAUCUCCUGAAACGCCUUGAGAACAUUCAGAGCCCCCUCGCCGCCAAGAUGACUCGCAGUGUGUCCGACAUGACGCUCCGGUGCAGCUCCUCCCAGCGGAGCAGACUCCCCGCCUCGCCGUCUCUUGGCGGUCAACACAACCCCCUUUCUGGGAUUUCCUCCUCACGGAAAGGACCGCCAUCCCUCAUCAACGAGGGCUCGGCGACGGCGUCUCUGACGGAGCUGAGCAGCACCGAGGACUCGUCUUUGGGGUCUGAAGAUUUCGCAUUACUCAGAAAUCAGCGCCACCUCUUCCUGGAUUCCGCCAUAGUCGCCAACGCCAACUCCAAAUCCUACCGGAAACACGCCAGCCAGGGAGCGCAGGGCAUGGACGAGGCGGACGCGGCGAGUCUGAGCCUCGUGGUCAACGUCUCCUGCACGUCGGCGUGCACGGACGAAGACGAGGACGACAGUGACCUCCUGUCUUCGUCCACCCUCACGCUCACAGAGGAGGAGCUCGGCGUCCGGGACGGAGAGGAGGAGGAAGAGGAGGAGAGGUUGAGCGGCGCCUCCUCUGGGAACGAUGAUGACGACGAUGACGAGGAAGAGGAGAUGGAGGGGUCUUACAUCCUGGGGUUGGAGUACAUGAAGAGAGAGCUGCAGAGCUGGAUGAGGUCUCCCAAAAACUCCACCUCGUCCUUCUCCAGAUCAGAGUCCGGCCUGAGGGACGAGCUGCAGUGUGGAACCGUCCCCACCGCCCAGGACUGGGAUCCACACGGGUUCGGGAGCCGAUCAGGGGGUAAGGUAGUCGAGGACAACAACAGAACCAAAGGGGAUCAGACAGAACACGACGAAGAGGAGGAGAACCGGAGGAACGCUACGAGGAGCUACAUCAGCCAGUUUGUGGACGACGUGGAGAACGGGAACGUGGACCAGAACUUCUUGAAAGGGAAAGACGAGGACGACGAGCUCCUCCGAGAGGAGUCUAGCGUGUUCACAAAGAAAGGGGAGUCCCUGAGAGAGUCCUACCUGUUCACCAAAACCGGAGAGUCGCUCCAGGACGUCAACGACCUGAUCAUGAAAACCGACUCCACCUCGGCGUACACGCUCGCCGCGUCCCCGUCAACCGAGCUCCUCCCCUUCCCGUCCAAACGUACGUCGUCUCUCGUGGGACAGCUGAGAGGAGAGCUGCCCUGCCACAGCUCCUCCCUCCCCUCACCUCCCUCGCUCUCCCCCCUUGAGGACUGCAGACCCCACGAUGACCCGAGCAACGGCAGCAGCCAGGCGGCCGCCGGACGGAAAGCCAUCACCAUCCAGGAGAAGUUCAAGUUCUCCUCUUUGGUCACCGAGGAGACCAAACAGGAAGUCAGGGACAAGAAGUCGUCCCUGCCGCCCAAAAGGCGACGCAGCUCUCGCUCCUCCUGCUGCAACCAGCAUCCCUCCCCCUCAUCCCCCUCAUCCCCCUCAUCCCCCUCAUCCCUCCAUCCAUGCAGCGCGGAGGAGGGGAAGAGGGAGAACGUGCACGACUUUGUGAUGGAGAUUAUCGACAUGACAUCGCUGGCAAGGAGGAGCAAAGAGAGUCAGCGUGAGGAGCAGGACCAGACCAAUACCUGUGGGUCCGUCUCAGACCAGGGUCCGGCAUCACUGGCACAGAUCAGGGACAAGGUCAUCGAACACUCCCACCGCCCUCUCCACCUCCGUAAAGGAGACUUCUACUCCUAUCUGUCUCUCUCCUCCCACGACAGCGACUGCGGCGAGGUCAGCCAGUGCUCCGAGGACAAGGGCUCCUCGCCGCUCCCCUACAGCAUCCCCACUUACGCCACCCCGACUCAAGGCCUCCACAGCCCGAGCCCCGAGCUGUUCACGAGCACCAACCGGCGCGCCUCCACCCUCAGACACUCCAAGAGCGGCUUCAGCGCCCUCGACCUGGAGUCCUCCGAGUGCCAGACUCGUCCCAUGAGUCGUUCCUCGUCGCUGCCCGCCAGCCCGGACAUCAGGGACGAGGAGACUCUGUUCGCGGCCUGCACAGAGGAGGUCUACCUGGGACCGCCUCUCUGCUACAGCAUGGUGCUCACCAAGAAACCACGACAUGGCCCCGGCUAUGAACUGAACAGUCUAGCUUUCGCGCCUUGUGUUGAAGGAGGUGAUCGUCUGAGCCGCUCAAAGGAGUCAGCGAUGGACGAACACGACGACCAUCUUUAUUUCCAAGCAUCCAGCCGCACAGACGAGCAACAAGACUCCUUGUCUCCUUUCCUGCAGCCUUCUUUCACCUCCUCCUCCCUCCAGGCGCCCGGCUCCAAACCUGAGGAUGAUAGCCCUCCCUCUCCUCCCUCUCCUCCUCCCUCUCUUCCUCCCGUGUCCUCUGGCGCCGAGGAAGAGAAGCGAGGUGAGGACCCGUACCUCCUCUGUGAUGUCGCUGGAGGAGAAGUCGCGGCCGCUGUGAGUGUCAGCGCGCCGCAGGAGGAGAGGAGUCGUAAUGAGGGGCCUCCUUAUCUUAAUCCCCGGGCGCGUGUCGCCCCGAUAGACUCCUCCGCAGCUGAAUGUUUGGCAGAUACUAAAACGCUUGAAUCCAAUAUGGGCGCCGUAAUGACCAAGAUAAGUGUCUGCAGCUCCGCUACAAAUCCCUCAAAAGAGCCAGCCGCCACCGCCACGCGUAUUAAUCCCAAAAUUAACUGCUCUGCGAUGAGAGAGGCAGAUACGGCGGCGGAGGAGGGGGAGCGGCGAGGAGGAGAGGUGGAGGCUCGGCGGCAGGCGGAGAAGGGGAGGAGACGGCAGAGCGGCAGCGGCGGCGGCGGCACGCAGCAGGAAGGGAAGACGGUGGUGCAGACGCAGGUGAGCUCUCAGCCAGGUGCCACCAGGACAGCAGGGGGGCGGAGCCAAACCUCAGUGAGACCGCCCACAUCGAGGACAGGGCCAGUCAGAAGACUACCUGUACUGGGAACAGGAACCUCCAGGAUCCAUCUGUAAGGGAGCUCCCUCCAUCUCCAACCCGCUGAGCUGAUCUCCUUCCCUGGCUUAAUUUCCAGCUACCCCUCCUCUCCCUCCUCCCUCCUCCAUCCUUCUCCCUCUCUUUGGUCCCAGAGACUUCCUCCCCUUCUGAUCUCCUAAAUCUCACUGCUGAACUGAUUGUCAAGAAACUGGACUGAAAACGGAUCCGGCAGUUUCAGGGUUACCUCACAGAAGUCCUCUUCGGUCAGACCGGAUGUUAUGAUGAGAGUCUUGAUGGUUUCGGGGUUGGAGGAAAGUCAAAGAAGGUUUUGAUUGGCUGAGAAGGAGAUGUUGAACGUACGUGAAAGAACAGUCUGAAGAACUAAGGAAGAAGGUUGAAGAGUGAAGAAGAUGCCACAUUAAAGAGUGUAAGAGAGACCGGACGGCGAUACCAUCUUUGGUGAAAACCAAUUGAUUAAUGGGAAAUACUUCACUCAGUUAUGUCAUGAUUUUCAGGGCAUGUUUUGGCGUGUCAUGGUUUGGUUUCACCGUCAGAACUUUUAAACUCUGCCAUUUUCUUAAAGCCACAUUCACCCGGCUUUAGUCUUGAUCUGACCUGAGAUCUGCUGGAUUCAUCAGGUUCACUGUAUUCACACUGUUAGGACAAGUCUGCUGCUGUGGUGUAGCACAUGUAGCAUGUUACCUCCUAAAAGCUAACACUUGGUCUAUGUUAAUGGAUGAUGUCAGUAUUCAUACUCUGUCAGUAGAUCACAGUCGUAGCUGUGGUAGAAACUCUUCAUCUGGUAGAAUCCACACUAAUGCAAUUUAUGGAGGUUGUAUAACUCAGAAGGUAAACUGUAACACUGGAGUCAUGCAGACGCAGAGACGCUGUAAUCUUUGAUUUUACUAGUUCCCCUGAGGAAGUGGUUUUAGGGCCGGGGACACUGAAAUCUGGUCAGUGCUUACCGAUGCAUUAUAUACAUCAAACGACCCCCUGCUGUGUCGACAUGCUAAAAGGCAACUGGAUUAUCAAGACUGAAAACAAUACUGAGAAUUGAACUCAGAUGGUGGGGACUCACUGGACAAAGACAUAUUUCCUUAAGUUUAGGGGAACCAUAAUGAACCUUUUGUCCCCUAUUCAUGGUGGACCUUUGAGUUUUGAAACUACCGUCCACUCUUGCAGGAACAAACAGUUUCCCCAAGUCUCUAAAGCCUUAAAGGUGACAUAUUACGCUCUUUUUCAUCAACAUAUAUUGGUCUAAGAGGUCCCCAAAACCAUGAUGGUUGACACCCUCAGAUAUUGUCUUCUAAAGUCAGGUCAAAGACGUCGCCCCAAUCAAAAGGCUCCUAAAAAUGCACUGGAGACCACUCUGCUUCCAUUCUUGAGAAGUCCAGUCUGAAUUGUUGGAAUGCGCCAAGAAAUAGUGAUGUUGAAUCCUCUUCAGUCUCGCAGGAUCAAGCACUCUUAGUAAGCACAGUUAAUGUAUCCUCCCUGUUAUAGUGCAAUGUCUUAGCGGUGCACUCCAAGUUCUCCAACUUAAUGAGAUCUACUGUAACGUACCAUGAGCUUUAUCCUGACACAGGCGGUGGUACUGGUCCUGUCACAAAUCUCUUCUAGACUUAAAGACUAUGGUGGUCAAUUUUACAUCCUCAAACUUCAUGGGAUGCACCGUUACGUAAGAGGGAAUACGUAGUUUAAUGCUUGGGGGAAUCCUUUGAAGACGAGAGAGCAGGAUGAAGCGUUCUUGAUAAGCACAGUUAACCCUCCCUUGUUAAGUGCAACUUAUUGGUGGUGCACUACAAAGUUCUCCAACUACCUUAUAGGAACCGUAUGUUCCUUUAGAGUCAUUGGGUUUGUACCAUUGCACCAUGGGAAGAAGCUGAUCCUUUGAAAGAACAGGGUCAGGCAUUCUUGGUGAGCACAGUCCCUUUUCAAGUGCAACUUCUGGAUGGUACACUCCAAGUUCCCCGACUCCCAUGGCCAUGAGAACCCCUUAAAGGCAAUCUAUGAACCAUCGUAUCUGUGGGGAAGGCCUUGGUCAAGCACUCUGGGUCAUAGCCCAACAGUUGACCAUCUCAAUUGGGAAAGAGACAGGGUAAAGCAUUCCUUGUAAGCACACUUCAUUUCCCUUUGUUAAGAGGAAAUCCUUUAUGGUGCACUUCAAGUUCUCCAAGUCCCACGCUGGUAGAAACACCUUGAAUGUACCACAAGUUUGGAUUAAAGGCAUGCUUUGGAGACGAUGCCUUCAGGAACCCUGUCGAGCACUCUUGAUUACCACUUUAUGAAGUCAACUUUUUGGGCCGUACACUCGAUGUUUCCUUCUUCUGCGUCCACAAGAACUCCUGAGAUUUAUCUGGAAAUGGGAAGAGGCGAUAGAGGCGAUAGAGCGAGGGUUAAGACUAUCUUCUUGCUUGUAGGCUGUGACCUCUGAAAAUGCAUCAGUCCUGCUGUCAUGUUGAGGGACUGCAAAACUGAUAAGCUUUGAGAUUCGAUGAUCAAGUACGGGAUAAACCUGCUGCUAUGGAUGCCGUUGUGCUCCAGAUUGAAAAGAGCCAUCAGGACAAAUCUAGCACUACUGGAUUACUUACCCAAUUCCACCUUCCCCCUCUCUCUGCUGGUGGAAGAAACCUGCAAACCGAGGGACGAGUCAGGUGUCCAAAAAUUAAAGAUAAGGAAUAAAACGAUGAUAUUCUAUCUAUGCAACACGACCAAAGUUGGCGAAAGCUGAAGUGGUGUUGUUGUGUAGGUGUUAAAGUUUGAUGACUGUUGACAGGGACGUGUGUUGUUAUUAAUACUGCUGUAUGUAUGUACACCAUUACUGUACCAUGUAAUGUUUCUUUUUUUACUUUCUAGACGAACUCCUGAAACGGUGAUUAGCAGUGACGCUGGGGUUCUGGGGGAUUGGUGUUGAGACAGGGUGUGCGUAGGACUCAUAGGGUUUGAGAUCUCUAAAAUAUAAUUGUGUGCCUUGCUCUACUGUUACUACUUCUACCUUUCUUUUGUUAAUUAAAAACCACUGCUCUCCCAGUAAGUGAUGAAAACAUGCAACAAAAAAUAAGCAAGGAUCGAGUUAAGCCUGUGUAUAUAUACGUGGAGGUGUAAAAUGCAGAGCGAGGAAUGCUUGUUGUUUGUGUUUAUUUAACUCUAUAUGUGACCUGUGAUGUGGAAUAUCUUUACUAUUAGUAUUGGCCAUAAAGAGCUUGACUGCAUGGUUCCUGCAAACUACAAUGUAAAACCAACUGUUGACAAAUAAACUUAAUUUAUUGAAAAA